ACGUGGACGGACUGGAAGUUUUCGGUGAAGAAGAAGGUGUUGAGCAGCGGCAAAGGGGUGGGGGGGCCGGAGCCCCCCCUCUCCGACCUGGAGAGGCGCUGUGCCAAGUUGCUGGAGACUGCCGCGCUCGCCGCCGAGAUCCAAUCCGUGCCCCACGACCCCCCUCCCCCGGAGAUCUUCAUCAAGGAGGAGUUUGAGGCAGAAGAUCCCGACGAUCCGGAGUUCUUCCCCCUGAUGAAGGAGUUGGGAUCUCCCGCUGAUCCGAAAAUUCCCUUGGAUCCGAAGGAAACAGAGACCUCUGCCGAUACGGAAGUCUUCGAGGCGAAGAGGGAUUCAGUCCAGCGGGGAUAUGUCAAUGGUGAAUCACCUAUAUACCUCUAG
Messenger RNA from Uloborus diversus, 381 nucleotides. RefSeq lists its product as uncharacterized. The record is from RefSeq and is a predicted model, not a curated record. Gene Ontology annotation, cellular component: nucleus. NCBI's taxonomy places the organism in Eukaryota, Metazoa, Arthropoda, Arachnida, Araneae, Uloboridae.